This is a messenger RNA of Mya arenaria, 3137 nucleotides long. RefSeq lists its product as uncharacterized. The transcript has 8 exons. Bases 89 to 1654 code for a protein of 521 amino acids. The record is from RefSeq and is a predicted model, not a curated record. NCBI's taxonomy places the organism in Eukaryota, Metazoa, Mollusca, Bivalvia, Myida, Myidae.
GUCAUCUUGGGUAGAUUACCGUGCGCGUUUGCAAAAGAGCGAAGACUGCCCCAUUACCUCGUCGGAAUCGGGAUUCAUAAGUUUUAAUAUGGCAUUCGUACAUUUAGUGUCAAUUUUGAUUAUCAUUCAGAUAGUUUCUAUACGGUGUCAAGACGUGUUCGCGAACCUUCAGAUACAAGAGAGUUUGGCAUCGUGUUUCGGUUUAGAAAACGACCAUACUCGAUGGAUGCGGGCUACCUGUUCAUCCCAAGACCUCGUCAUUCUUAUAGAAUCCUUCACCGUCGUUUUCCACCCCGUUGUCAUGAACUGUACAAACAACACCGUCAUUUAUGAAGAAUAUAGGGAUGCCUGUUGUUUGAAAGGAAGCGUGAACAAUACAAGGGACUGUACAGUUACACACCAGUUCGACACGAAAUAUUCCGUCGCCAAUUAUCAGACGUGUAAUGGGCAUUCUUCGUGUAAUGUCAUGGUCCCACAGCUGCUGGUACGGAACACUCACUGUCCAUAUGAUAUCUUCGAGCCGAUACCACAUGACAUUGUCUCAAACUUUAUGUACAUGAAUUACUACUGUCUUGAAAAGUCCCUGAUUUUACCGGACAGCACCGGAAGCCUGACGACGCCUUCGCCGGGCAGUGUUAUCUACCUACAGAGUCCUGGUUUUAGUAGUAGAAAUCAGAGAAUUCCGUAUAUGACAGACAGCGAAUGUUCGAUCCAAACAGACAACUGCAGUCCAGGGAUAUAUGUUUACAUCCUGCACCUGGUUUUAGAAGACAGUAACACUGGUGAGUAUGAUACUAUCCCUUGCAACCAGACGUUGAAAAUAGAAACUUCAAGAGGAGAUGUGCUUGAAGAGUGGACGUGUGAUGAAAAUACCAAUCUGCAAAAGGGACCUCUCACACUAAAUGCAAACUACAUUCUUCUAAAACUUGAUAACAAUUAUACAAGUCCGAACGAUUGGGAUCAAAGCCGCGGGGGAGCGUAUUGGUUAGGAUUCAAAUCUUUAGUGACAACAGGAAAUAUCAGAAUCGACUGCCCUGCAAUCGAACCACCUAUCUGUACUGAAACAACGACAACAGUUACCACUUCAUUAGCUGAAAUGUCUUUUACAAUUCCGACGACAUCAACACGGGAAGCCAGUCCGACAACAGGCACAAACACUACGGUUUCUGACACGCCUUCUACAAUAUCAAAGAAGACAACACGAGAAACCAGUCCGAUGGCAACAGACCAUAACACCACAACUCCAAAUACCAAUUCAGACAGCACAACAACCACUCCAAUUGUAGCUGACACUGCUCCUCAGCAAGCGAUUCCAACGGCAGCGGUUAUUGCACUUCCGAGUGGGCUUUCGGUUUUAAUCAUAAUCAUCGUUGUUAUUGUAGCACGCUUCCUUCGAUUACGACGAACUCAAAAUAAAAAUCCGGGACUGGUUCAGCCGUGCGAGUCGGAUGAACGGCCGUACGAGCAAAUAUUGAGUAUAAGCAUAAACUCCUAUACCGUCGCUAGGUUUGCAACCGACGGUAGGCAUGACGCUUCAUCUGAUGCAUCUGAUGACCAAAAUAACCAGUAUCUCAGACCUUUGCCCAUCCCGAAGGACCAGAAAGAGAAUGUAUACGACAACAAUCGAGGAGACAUUGGUAUCAAACACACAUAAUAGCCGAGCCUGACAAACUCAGACCAUGGAAUCGAGGAGACAGUGGUGCCAAAAAGGCUGAGAGAUUUGACCGAUAAAAUAUUAAGAAAUGGAGCGAAUAUAUCUUCACUGUUAACUUAACAUUAAUUUUCGAAACGAAUAUUAGUGGUCCAAAUUCAAGAGUUGUUUUGGCGAAUGGUAAAAUGACUCGGUUUUAAUUUGUUUGAUAAGAUGGUAUAAAUAGUUCAAGUUUCAACAACCUUCUUUGGGGAUUUUAUUUUUAACUUUGAAAAAUACAAACAUUGCGAAAGGAAAACCAACCUUAAAAAGGAUUUAAUAACCAACGUUGCUAUAUAGUGAAACAAUGAUAAUGUGAUAUUUGUUUAUAUUUUGUAAAUAUUUCCAAUUUGUGUAGCGCUUGUUAAUUUGUUUAUAACACCCAUGUUUACUUUACAAACAUGUUGUUUCUGUUUGUACAUAAAUAUGUACGUAAAAUACACAGAUGAAUUAUAUUAAAUAAAGGAGUUCGAACAGACCGUUGUAAAUUCCAUUUGGCAUGUCUUAUCUUUCAAGAAUAACAAUUUUCUUACCCAGGAUCUCUUUCCUUACAAAUACAUACAUCUCCAAACCAACAUGCGUCGUAUUUUUGAGUUUCUUUGUAUUCUGGGUUCAUUCUCUACAAUUUUAAAAUAAAUACGAGUAGUGUAAGUGUAAGAAUAUUUUAUUGUCGUAAAAUAUAGUAAUAAAAAGGAUAAACUCGUGAUUAUUUCAUGGUAAUAUAUGUUCGAUAAUUUCCCAAUUAAAGACAUACAUAAGUACCAAAAAAAGUGGAGAAUCUGGGUUUGAUCGUUUCGUUUGAUUUCCUAGUACAUGUUAGUAUAUGUGUAAAACAACAUGUUUGUAUGCAUAAAGAUCAUUUUGCAUAUACAUGUAUGUAAGUUGUUACCUUCUACAUAGAAUUUUAUAACGUUUCCACAAACUCUUGUUGGUUAGUUUUCACAUUGAUGGUUUAGGACACUGUGAAUAAGUAUUAUUUCACAUUUGGAAGCACAUUUAAUAUGUUUCUAAAGAUUGUAAUAAAAGGAAUGUUUCUUUUGACUGUUUUGUGACUACCUUGCUUUUAGACAAGAUUCUGUGUUGUUGUUUUUUUUUCUUUCUAGAUAUUCGUUGACAUUGUUAAAUUAUUUCAAACGGUUUCGACCGUAUUCUUGUGUACAUGAAAAAUCUUCAUGUUCGCUCUUUACAAUUUAUUAGUUGACUGUAAUCGUUUUUGUGCAGUAGUUUAACAUAGUAAAGAAAAGGUAACCACGUGGUUAUUUUUUGUAUGUUUUUUUAUAUUUACCCAUUUGAAGAACUGAACAGAAAAACUUUAGCAGUAUUGAUACGUGCCAACACAAUCGCCGAGCGUAUUGACGCAUUAAAACACAUGGAGGUAGCCUCUGCCAGGAGUUUGUAAGAAUAUAACAUUCAUUUCAGAGUCAAAUAAUAAAACGUGUAGAAAGUA